This is a messenger RNA of Phragmites australis (common reed), 339 nucleotides long. RefSeq names its product predicted GPI-anchored protein 58. The transcript has a single exon. Bases 1 to 339 code for a protein of 112 amino acids. The record is from RefSeq and is a predicted model, not a curated record. NCBI's taxonomy places the organism in Eukaryota, Viridiplantae, Streptophyta, Magnoliopsida, Poales, Poaceae.
AUGUCUCAGAGUCCAGUGUUACCAUCGUUGGCUUCACCUGUACCCACUGGACCUCUGAGCUUCGAGGACACCCCACAGCCGACAGUCCCCGAGCAGCAGCAGCCAGUCGUGUCUCCCCAUGCCCCUCAGCUGUCAGUUGUGCCUUCUUCAGUCGCUGAGCCAGCACUUGACGCUCCAGACGCUACUCUUCAGUCAGUGCAGCAUCAGAUCGAUGAGGCGACAGCAGCUGCGGGUCACAGUCCGUCCAGCUCCGACUCCGAGGCCGACGGUUCUCAGUUCGUCGUGGCACCUUCUUCGACAGCAUCGGGUCCUCCGUCUUCUCCAGCUCCGGAUGCUUAG